Molecule: messenger RNA, 6012 nt
Organism: Octopus sinensis (East Asian common octopus)
Lineage: Eukaryota; Metazoa; Mollusca; Cephalopoda; Octopoda; Octopodidae
Exons: 5
Coding region: 1000-4752 (1250 amino acids)
Source: RefSeq, a predicted model, not a curated record
CACCACCACCUUCAACACCACCACCACCACCAUUACCAUUACAAGUUCUGUAUGUAGUCCCUUCUCCGCUUUGACGCUUUCAUUCCUCACUCCCUCACUCUCUCUUUCUUUCUCUUUCGCUCUCUCUCUCUCUCUCACACACACAGUUUGGUUACAGCUGAAAUAUCAGCCUUCACAUUUUCACUUCGAUUUCAUUGCAAUUCUCUUUUACUAAACACUAUUUUUACGGAUUUUUCUUCAAGACAUUUUGGACCCACACAUACAAAAAAGCAAAAAGCACCUUUUAUUUUCCUCGAAGACGUUUGGCAACUUUUACACGCUGUCUCAAUGUUUUUCACGCCUGGAUUCCAACAUUACACAGUACAGCUGUUACCUUCAUCUAGAGUUGUGAAUUGAGGUGUACAAUAUAGGAGAAUUACAUGCAACAGUUAAAAAUCAAAGGAAAUGUGUACCAAAAUAAACCGGAAAACAGCCAAUUUCACACUGAUGAUGCAACAAUAACAUAUAUUGUGAGAAAUAUGCCCCACUUCCGCCACCUUAAUAAAAUUGACCAUCAAAAACUGCUUGAGGAUGACAUUGGUAUCCAGUAGCAGAUGAUUGGAUUUAUAAAUAUCUGGAAAUUUAGAGAUAUACCACAGCCUUCCCACUCCCCAAGAGUGGAGAAAUCUAUUACUAUCUGAAGUGGUUCAACAUCCAUAACUACCAAUUUCUUAUAAGCGCUACUACCUUCAAGACUAUUACAGUUGUCAACAAGGAAUAUUCCAUCUUUCUAUGUAUCAGAAAUUUUCCCGAGGAUGCUGAUUUCUUUGCCACAGUUGUUUCCUAAUCUUUCAGUAUUCUUUUAAUUAUACUGCCCAAUUCUCACUCACUGAAGAAUAUGCUCAGUAUAUUGAUAUAUGAGGCAGAAUACCGGCAUUAUGCAUUAAAAAGGUUGUUUUCUAAUUUGAAAGACAUUCACCGAUAACAUUGGCACAUGUUGUACGCUACAGAAGCGACAACAUGGAAACUAUUUUGCAGAUAUCUCUUUCCUGGUUAAUUCUUGCUUGCAUAUUACAAUCUUUACUAUUGUACAUACCCACAGUUGCUGGUUAUUCCAACGAUACAAUAUUAUUAAAAUAUGUCCCAGCCUCUAAGACAUUCAUUCAGUCUCAUGGCUUAAUGCAUAUUCCAAUCAAGAGAACUCGGACCAAUUUAGAGAUAUCACCUUUAGGCUCCAACAGAAAAAUUGGACGGCUUAAAAAACAAGAGUUUAAAAUCUCACACAUGUCUGCUGCAGAGUUAAAAUGUAGAUAUAGAAACAUCCUUUACAAAUUAUUCUCUACCAAAAAUCUACCAAUCAGAAGCAUAAAAUAUAACUGCCACGAUACAGUUUCCAACACACAACAACCAAUUGAUGGUUAUUCUCCGCAGUUGCAUUUGGGACGUUUUAAGCGGUCUGCAGACAGUUUACGAACUCAAGCCAAGAAGAAGGCAAAAAGGAAAUCUGCUGAAGAACAAAAUGUUUCCUCCAACAAUACUCUAUCCACUAACAACAAUCUCCCCAACCCAACUCCGAAAAUUACUAAACCAACAAAAACUGCUGCUUCCUCCAGCCAUAAUCCACGGCGUAAGACUAAAAAACAAACAGAAACUGCUGCUUCCUCAAGCCGUAAUCGGCGGCGUAAGACUACAAGACCAACAAUAGCUGCUGCCUCUUAUGUUCGUAAGCCCCGUUCUAAGAUUAUACAGCCAACAGCCGCUGCUUCAUUAAUCUAUAAUCCACGAUCCAAGGUUAUAAAUCCAACAGCGGCAACCUCAUCUCGAUCUAAGAAUAUAAAGCCAACUGCAGCUGCAUCCUUCGUCCAUAAUCCUCCUGAUAAGAUAACACCAACACCAACCACCAGUUUUAUUAAAACUACAAUGAUUACAGAUGUUGACACUAAAAGUAUUCCUUACAAAACACAGCAGCCAACAGCUUUCUCUUCAUUGCCAAAGAUUGUUUCUUCAUCAAUUCCAUUACCCCAGAGUUCCAUCACAGCUUCAAAAUCAGAAGCUAUUCUUUUGUCUUCCAGUCACAAAACAGCUUCAACUUCUUUGUUUGUUCAAUCAACAUCAUCAGCUCCUCAAAGUAAACCUUCAAUGGCAAUGGUGACUCCCAUUUAUAAUUCCUUACCAUUAAAUACAGUCACCACUUCCACAAAUAUUCACCCUGUAACUAGUUCCAAGUUUGAACCUAGUGGAUUAACUUCACAUCUUUUGCAUUCUGGUAGCGAAGGGCCUCUAAUGACCAAAAUGCCAACACCAUUUAUAACCUUACAACUGAAGAACGACUCAACUGAUACCAACACUCAACCCAAAACUGAAAACUCUCUUCACUUGACCCCAACUUAUGCCCCGACAAAUAGACGGUCAAAGAAGAAUGUAUCACUUCUAAGUAAUCAGCUGCGCACUGCAUCACUGUCAACUUCAAACAUUGUUCUACUGUUGAACAAUUCUUUAUUGGCUACCUUAGACACCAAACAGAGUUCCUUGCCAGUUCAGACAACCACAGUCCACAAUCCAAAUUUAUCCUCAAAGACCCUCAAACUUGAUUCAACAACAAAAACACUUUCCAGCAAUAAUAAUUCAAGACUACUGACAAAACCUGUCAAUGAAGAAACUACAGUUAUUUCUAAAUCUUCUCUUCCUCCCACUAACAGUCUAUUCAAAUCUUUUACUCUUCACCCAAAUACAGUUUCCAGCAGUCAAUUAUUUACACUGCUGCAACCAACACCAAAUACUGGUUUUAAUUCUACUAGUUUUAGUCAGACAUUUCCAAGUUCUAAAUACAAAUUUUUUGUCAGCACAAACGGGGCCUCUGUUGAAAGUAAGGCAACAGCUUCACCUACUGCUGGCUGGACUAAAAACACAUUAGAAACCAAAUCCAAUACCUUUACAACAACAAUCGCAACAAUAUUCAAGCCACUACAAACUUCGACAUCUGACCCUUCUACUACAAACUUCAGUGUAAAAGAACGUAAGGGCACUCAAAACUCUUACUUAAUUGUCCCAGAUUGGAAAGCAGCAAAGCAGGAGUGGAAAGCGGCUUGGCACGUUCACAUUUAUACUUUCGGUUCUCUGUUUGCUCUUCUUGCCAUUUAUCUGUUGAUCUGUCUACUGCGACUGCGACAUACUAUACACUUACUAAGCAACUACUACUUUGUGGCAGUAAAUCUGCUCCUCUUUACAUUUUGUCUGUUAAGAGCUCUGUUCUUGCUGGUUGAUGGUUACAACUCAGACCACACAUACCAUUAUCUCAUUGGAUUCCUCUUAUUUUACUUGGCAUUUCCUUGCCUUACAUCAGCAUUUGCAUUAAUCUUUUAUGCCUUCCUUAAAACUGCCAAAGUUUAUUAUUUGUCAUCCAAAUUCCAGUGUUUGCCCUUAUUAAUUACUAUUAUAGUCGUUCAUUUUAUCCUGCCCAUCACUGCUGCAAUACUCAUUGGACUGUCCCUUUCUGUCAACAUUUUUCUGUUUGUCUGCCAAAUAUUCUUUGUGCUCUGGGGUCUUUCUCUUUUCUUGGGUUACAUAUAUGUUUACAAAAGAUUGCAUUUUGCUGCUGAGAAAAGACAAAAACUCUUGCUUCAACUCCGUGAAGCCAAAAUCCACAUGGACAACUAUACAAUAUACAAGGAACGACUCACCCUCUGCCUUGGUGUAACUGUUGCUCUUUUUAGUUCCAUUAUUGGUACAUUUUGUACAUGUCUACAAGUAUAUUCAGCUCUGUAUUUCUUGGGCAUUUUCCCAAAUGAACUUCCAAGAGCUUGGCCCUGGUGGGGUUAUCAAACUGCUGUUCGUUUCUUUGAAUUCUUGUUUUGUAUAAUAACUACUUAUAUAAGCACGCUUCCCUUUAAGCAUCGUAGCAAAUAUGGCUGCGACCCUUGGUUUUACUGUUCGUCUUACACAUGGUUGUGUCGCAAGGAAAACAUGUGGAAUUCUCAUAAAGACAUCAGCUGGACCAACAUGGAUGAAAACAUAAGUAGCAUUGGAAUUUCAAAAGACACACGGCGCAAAGAAAUCAAAGCUGCUGGUUAUGAAAUAAUUCCGUUAACAAUUUCUCUGAGUCAAGAAAGUGAAAACUUAGCAUUGGACGAGCCUGACUCGAUGCUUAUCGUUCAAAACGGUUUUGUCCGUUUCCGUACUGAUGAAGAGCUGGAAGAGUUGCGUCAAAGCCCAAGAGUACCAAGAAUGCAUGCUGUAGCACCAAUACCUGUCUCAAUUCCCAAAGUUCCCAAAACUCUUCAGUGGAGCAACAGUAACAGCAGCAAGUGCCACCAAAACAACGGCUUCCAGUCAAAGGAUGCCCUUCUUGGUAGUGGCUCAUCUCCAGAGUGUUUGUCCUCCUCGACCUCUCCGUCAUCAUCCCAAUUCAAUCGUGUGAGUACUGCCGGAAGUGAACUUACAUUUAAGGCGCCAUCACUGAGUUUGGCCAGCAGCAUCGACAAGGAACUGGAGCAUUUUUUUCACCACUCAAGUCACAGGUCUCUUUCUAGCGUCACAUCUGCUGACGUACUAGCAAUUAACGAGGACACGUCUAGUGAGAAUUCUGUCUUUCAGGCUGAUGACAAUGCUGACGGCAUGGAAACCGGUGAUGACCUCUCCAAGCAAAUACCUUCCUUCUUUCUGACGGAGGAACCUGAUGACAGUUUAAACACGACAGACUGUAGUCGGAACGAUAAUCUAAAUUUAACCAGCUACCCCUUUCAUAACUCAAAUCCCCAAAUCACGAACGUUUAGACUUUUUUUCUUUUCAUAAAACAACAACAAUAACAAUAAUAAUAAAGCGAUGAUGAUGAUGAUGGUGAUGUACAAAUGAAACAAGGUAAAAAUAGAUCGUUUGAGAAAGAAGGUGAUGUUUGUGGUUAUAGUGACUGAAAAAGAGAGAGUGGUGGUCGGGGGAGGGAGUGGGGGGGAGAAGGAGUUAAUGAGAGAAGCAAGAAAGAAAGUGGAAAGAAAAGAUAAACUAUGAUGGCUGUGAAUAAUUUUUUUUUUUUAAAUUCAAUGAAAAAGACAGAUUACAUUAUGAAGUUUCAUGUAUGGUUGAGAUUUUUCAAGAACUGAGAGUUUUUUUAAAAAUAUAAUUACAUGUGCAUGUGUGCGCACAUUCACACAAACUCACUCACUCUUUCAUAUGUAGAUAUAUAUACAUAUAUGUAAUAUAAGUAAAUGGAUUCCCAUUGAUUUCUGUGGGGUUAUUCCAGUUGUUUAAUCAGUGAAACUACCUAUUCACUGAAUUAUGGUGUUAGUGGCUGAGUAUUCCACAGACAUUUGUCCCAUUAAUUUAAUCCUCAGACAAUUUAAGGGUUGCAUGACAUGUAGCAUGAUUGACCCCUUUUUUAGUUACCAGUCCAGUCCGGUCCAUUCAGUCCAUUUACCAAAGUUUCACACAUACAGUCUCCAUUAUGCCUAGUCAUUUUAUUCACAAGACUUGGGUUGAUUCGAGGCCCUGGAAGAAACUUGUGCUGCACGGUGGUAUUGAACCUGAAACUUCAUGAUUGAAAAACAAACUUUUUAAUCAGUGAACUAUGUACACAUAAAGAAAUCACACGUGUGUGACCACGGAAGUACACGUAUACACAUGCACUUGGAUGCACACAUACAGACCAGCAUACACUCACAAACAUGCCCACAAAUUUAUAUUGAGGUUGUAAUCCCCAUUUUUAAAGCCUUCUAUGGACAAUGCUUUUUCAUUCAUCUUGGCAUUCAUUCUAUGUGAUGUUAUAUAGGGCCGCAUCCAUAUGUGGUCAGCACCUAAGUAUUUUUAGAAUUCAUGGUCUCAGCCUCUAAUUACACAAAUAUGUAGGUACAGAAUGUAUGGGUGCCUCUGUGUGUGUGUGUGAAGUCAAAUCAAAUAAACAAAAUUAGCAAUAACAAACAACAAGAGAAGAAGCAUAAGAAAUGUAAUGGUUUGACUCUUGGUAAAAAGAGAGAGUUUUUGACAUUUCGAGCAUAGAUCUUCAUCAGAAAGGAAAAAGGGAAAGGUCCAAAGAAGGAAAA